CCCUCCCCGUUUCCUCAUGCUCUCCAUGCUCUCCUGUCCUUGAUUUUCCUCGCUCGGGCAUCCUUUUCCCAAUGAGAGUCGUGAAUCCCUUCCCGAUGACGCUGAUGCGCCCUACCAGACCCUCUCCCCCCCACCACCUGUCACCAUGGCGGACCCCACCGAUCUGAACCUGGAUGCCCCCAGUGAUCUUCAGGACAUUCCGGACAUGUCCAUGCAAUUGCUUCCCCCCCCGGAAGGUACCUAUCCUGAUAAAGCGACGCUUCUCGCUGCAGUGCAGGCGCACGGGAAGGCUCAUGGGUACAACGUUGUAGUCAAGUCGUCCAGCACCCCCACGGAGAAGAAACCGGGGCGGACGGCCAAGGUCUGGCUACGGUGUGAUCGCGGUGGCCACUAUCGCCCGCGGAACGGUCUCACUGAGGAGACCAGGAAGCGGCGGCGAACGUCCCGGUUGAUGGAUUGUCCGUUUAUGCUAGUUGCAGCUGGAACUCCUGGCAUUUGGACGCUGACGGUCCUGAACGCCACACACAACCAUGGCCCGAUUGUCGAGAAGCCUCGGCAGGUCCCUCAUCAUAAGGUCCGGAAGGGCCAGAUCGCAGCGGUGCCCUACGAUUGGCCGCACGAUGCGACGCUGACCCCCUAUACGACGGCGUUAGUAAUUAUAGACAUGCAGAAGGACUUCUGCGUGCCGGGUGGAUACAUGGAUAUUCAGGGCUACGACAUAUCCGCUAAUCAGGCACUAAUUCCGAAACUGCAGCACUUGCUCAGCACAUUCCGUUCUGCCGGGUUUCCCAUCUACCACACUCGUGAAGGCCAUCGACCCGAUCUGUCGACGCUGUCGAGCAGAGAGGCAUACCGGUCACGGAACAAUGCUGCGGGCAUGGGGAUCGGGUCUCCGGGGCCUCUGGGUCGCUUGCUAAUACGUGGCGAAGUGGGUCAUGACACCGUCGACGAACUGUACCCGAUCCACGGCGAGCCAGUGAUUGAUAAGCCAGGCCGGGGGGCAUUUGCUCAUACGGAAUUCGAACUCAUCCUCCGCAACCGGGGCAUCAAGAACCUGGUGCUGACGGGGGUGACGACAGAUGUAUGCGUUUCAACGACGAUGCGCGAGGCCAACGACCGGGGGUUCGACUGCGUGGUGCUUGAAGACGGCACGGCGGCCAGUGAGCCAUCCCUCCAUAUGAGCACGAUAGAGUCCGUCAAGAUGGAGGGCGGGAUCUUUGGGGCGGCAGCCAAGUUGGAGGAUGUGAUCCACGCGGUCGAGAACUUCAAAGCGGUGACCGUGAAGAAGCUGGCUCCACAGAUGGGAGUAUGAUUGCCCGAUUUAUGAUCUUUUUUGUUUCUUUCUCACUUCCCUCGCAGCGGUGACUUGGUGAAAUUGGCUUGCGCAUUAGCGGUUGCGAAUGAGCCGUAUAGAGGAGUCGAUUGGGACAGGAUAAUGACGACAUUUGAAUACGACUUAUGGAUUAUGCCUCAUGCUCUGGUAUCAUACUUAACCAAACAACGCCUCAAUUAGCCCUUAAGAACCAAAUCCCAUAAAAACGAAAUGAAGC
Molecule: messenger RNA, 1550 nt
Organism: Aspergillus sclerotioniger CBS 115572
Lineage: Eukaryota; Fungi; Ascomycota; Eurotiomycetes; Eurotiales; Aspergillaceae
Product: cysteine hydrolase family protein
Exons: 4
Coding region: 146-1312 (388 amino acids)
Source: RefSeq, a predicted model, not a curated record